AUGGUCAAACACGCUUCCAAAGCCACCGUUCAUCAACUCGCCAAAGAGUACUCCUCAAUCAUAAAAGGCAAAACCAUUCUCACAACAGGCGUAAGUCCUGGUGGUCUCGGUGCCUUAUUUGUUGAAGCCAUUGUGGUUGCCGAGCCAGAGCUGGCUAUCCUUGCUGGUCGUAACAUCAACAAACUCCAACAAACAGCAGACCACCUUGCAUCAAAGCAUCCCAAUCUCAAGACAAAGCUCUUGACUCUCGACCUCAGCUCCCUUGCUUCUGCCCGUUCUGCAGCACAGCAAGUCAACGGUUGGUCUGAUGUUCCUAAAAUUGAUGUCCUGGUCAACAACGCAGGCAUCAUGGCGACCGACUUUAAGCUCACAGAGGAUGGAUUCGAAAAUCAGUUUGCUUCUAAUCACUUGGGCCAUUUUCUGUUUACGAAUCUCAUCAUGGACAAGAUUCUAGCUGCAGAAGUUCCUCGUAUUGUCAGUGUGUCUAGCAACGGCCAUCGACUUGGUCCCAUCCGAUGGGGCGACCCAAACUUCAGCAAUGGAGAUUUGUACAACAGGUGGAACGCAUACGGACAGUCCAAGACUGCCAACAUGCUAUUCGCCAUCUCUCUGGCUGAGAAACUCGGCAGUCGUGGGUUGCAGGCAUACAGUUUGCAUCCUGGUGCUAUCCUUGAAACCUCCUUGGGCGAUCAUCUGGCGAAUCUAGACAGUCUUGUCGAGGCUGAUCGUGCAAUCGGCGAUCCAUGGGGUUGGGUCGAUUGGUCAACUAUCCCUGUGACUGCCGAAGUUGGGGCUGCCACGCAUGUCUUUGCUGCAUUUGAUCCUGAUUUGAGAGAUCACAAUGGUGGUUACCUGUUGGAUUGCCGUUUGGCGGACCCUUUUACAGACACUGUUAGACCCUGGGCUACGAGUUCGACCGAGGCAGAGCUCCUAUGGAGUCUGAGUGAGAAGAUGGUUGAACAGAAGUUUCCAUUCUAG
Fusarium pseudograminearum CS3096 is the source of this 978-nucleotide messenger RNA. RefSeq lists its product as uncharacterized. The record is from RefSeq and is a predicted model, not a curated record. Bases 1 to 978 code for a protein of 325 amino acids. Lineage: Eukaryota; Fungi; Ascomycota; Sordariomycetes; Hypocreales; Nectriaceae. The transcript has 4 exons.